Porites lobata is the source of this 1716-nucleotide messenger RNA. NCBI's taxonomy places the organism in Eukaryota, Metazoa, Cnidaria, Anthozoa, Scleractinia, Poritidae. The record is from the annotation of a GenBank genome assembly.
AUGAUUCAGUAUUUCGCUGUUUUAAUGUUGAUUCUCUAUAUUCCUGGCGGCUCGCUGAGAACAACCACCUCUCCUCAGCAACAAAUCACUGCAAAGUUAAAAGAUUUAUGUGAGGUAAGAAAUAUACGAAGAUAAAAAGGAGUACGCCGUGGAUUAGGUACGCCCAGCGGACUAAAACAUUUAUUUUACUACUUUAUCAUCACCAUAUAUCAUUUGCAAAUGCAUUCCAAUUUAUUUUAAAGUCCUUUUUCAACAUGAUCUUUCCCAGCAGGAAAAACCUGUUAAGCUUAACUGUUAAGCUUCUUUCAUUCCACUUUUUCUUCCACAGCACAUACCGACAAUAGGCCAGUCAAUUCCGAGUUCCAAAAACCCUCACUUUUAAAAUGAGGCCAAGUACACAACCUUUCUUGUGAAAAUGAGUUUAAUUUGCUCGAGAACGAGAUCAUUUCCAUAUCAAAGACUGAGCACUUAACUUCGUUUUGAUACAGACGCCCGGGGAAACUCGGAAAUAGCCUGUUCCCUGCUUUUCCUAUCGUACUAAUUGAGGUCAUGGUAUCUAACGUCCGACUUCAGUUUUCAGUUUUUCUUCGUCUCUACAUUUAACUACAAACCAUCUUCUUUUUCAGCGGUCUAUAGUGGGUUUCCCGGGCAUCCCAGGAUCCAGUGGUAUCCCGGGAAUGCCAGGCGUUCCCGGGCCUCAAGGACUCCAGGGAAGGGACGGUACUAAGGGACAAAUUGGUGAUAAAGGAUCACAAGGAAUGCCGGGUUUAAGAGGAGACAGAGGGCGAGAAGGGCCUCCUGGGAAGAGUGGAUCCCGAGGAAUCAAAGGUCAACAGGGACUUGUGGGGAAGAAAGGAGAGCGAGGGAUUGUGGGAAAUCAAGGACUAAAAGGAGACAAAGGAGACAAAGGAGAAAGCGCCAAAGCAAGUCAAGCAAGUAUAGUACUACAAACCAACUGGAAACAAUGUGUGUGGAAAUCAGAAAGCGGUACUAGCAACGGAAAGAUUAAGGUUAUUAGAAUAAGAAUCAUAACACACUCCAAAGAAAAUUCAUUCUUUUUAAAAUAUUUCAAAGAAGAACGUCUCCCCUUGAGCUCUCACUCAAGGUUUGCCAACACAUUAUACAUAACUCAACUAUUUAGUUACAUUUCCCUAUUGGAUCUUUUUGAACGAAAGAAAGGAAAACCCUAGUGGGCGAUAAAAUGAUUCCUGGCCAUAUGGAUAAGGACGACAAAAAUUUAAGUUAUUACAGAGUUUUUAAAAAUUAGAAAGUAAUCUUGACUGGAGUUGUUAGUAUCAAUCGUUACACACGGUUGCUUGCCUUACUACAAUAUGUUUGAUUUGUUUGAUUUCAUUCCAGGACUGUGCGUUUAACAAACUGCAGUUUAAUUCAGCGCUCAGAGUCUCAUUCCAGGGCAACAUGAGGGUCUAUGGAAGUUCUAAGUGUAACCGAUGGUAUUUCAAAUUCAAUGGAUUUGAAUGCAGUGGACCAAUGACGAUUGAGGCUGUUGUUAGCAACUACUGGCCAUCUGGGAAGCCUAAUCUGCUGCAUCAUCGGUCAUUUGAGGGGUACUGUGAAAAAAUCCCACAAGGAGCAGUCAGGGUGGAAUUGUGGGUAGGACAGUGCAAUAGCGUAACCCUGGGUGAUGCUCACACUGGGUAUAAAUCAGUGUCCCGGAUAAUGAUUGAAGAAGUAUCUAGGCCCCAGUCCUCAUAA